AUGUCUGCGAAUAAUGCCCCGCAGCCAGUCAAGCUCUCCUUACCCUUGGAGUAUCAACAGCAUCUCUUCCAAGAGCUCCGGGCAGAAGAUGAGCUCGUCGUGCUGGCCCGUGGCCUGGGGCUGAUGCGCCUCGUCACAAACCUACUUCACUCCUAUGACGCAGCCGGAAAUAAUCUCAUAGUCAUUGUAGGUGCCGAAGAGCGUGAAAAUGGCUGGAUUGGCGAGGCAUUGGCCGAGCAUGCCGCCAUCAGCGCUGCUCCCAAGGCCCGGGGCUUGACAGUUGUGAAUACCGACUUCCAAAGUGUCGGUGCACGCGAGAAGAUGUACGCCGGAGGCGGCAUAUUCAGCAUCACUUCGCGUAUCCUAGUUGUCGACCUUCUUACCGGCCUGCUGGAUCCAGAGUCAAUUACGGGGCUCGUCGUGCUUCACGCUGAUCGUGUUGUCGCAACUUCACUCGAGGCCUUCAUCCUUAGAGUGUAUCGGCAGAAGAACAAGAUUGGGUUUCUGAAGGCGUUUUCCGACAACCCAGAUCCUUUCUCUACUGGCUUCUCCCCGCUGUCGACCAUGAUGCGAAAUCUGUUCCUGAAAAGGGCAUCGCUGUGGCCGAGAUUCCACGUCACUGUAGCACAGUCUCUCGAAGGCAAGAAGAAAGCCGAAGUCAUCGAGUUGGAGGUACCCAUGACAGAUUCGAUGACGCAUAUUCAAAACGCCAUCAUGGAAUGUGUUGAGGUCAGCAUCCACGAGCUCAAAAAGGGCAACUCGGGCCUUGAAAUGGACGACUGGAAUCUCGACAGCGCUUUGCUUAAAAGCUUUGACGUCAUGGUCCGACGACAGUUGGAUCCCAAUUGGCACCGUGUGAGUUGGAAAACACGGCAGAUCGUAAACGAUCUCACAGUGUUGCGCGGUCUAUUGACGUCCGUCCUGGCAUAUGACGCAGUGUCGUUUUUACAGCAUCUUGACACCAUCCACGCAGCGCACUCACCUCCGCCUGGAUCUUCGAGACAAAAUCAGUCACCUUGGCUAUUUUUGGAUGCCGCACAAACAAUAUUCGACACGGCGCGAAGGAGGGUGUAUUCGGCCAGCGCAAAAUCAAUCUCACAAAGUGGCGAUAAUAUCGACUCUUUGCGGCCAGUCCUCGAGGAGCUGCCAAAGUGGGCUCUGCUUGCUGAAGUGCUCGAAGAGAUUGACAGAGAUCUCUACUUCGAACCACCUGCCAGAGACGACUCAAAUGGGACUAUACUCAUCAUGUGCUCAAACACGGAUACCUGUAGACAACUCCGCGACUACUUGCAAACAAUGCACGUAAAGCCCAGGGUCGCAACUCCCACCACCACCGCGGAAGAUGAAGAAGAUGCCCACAAACCAUCGGCUGCUUUCAUGAUGAGAAGACGUCUACGCAGCUACCUAACCUGGAAGCGACAGUUCGCCCAAGUCAGCGCAACGCUCUUCUCCGAGAACCAAAAGGCCCUCAACGGCGCAGCUGAUUCCCGGCCUGGCCAUGCUGGCAUGGGCCGUGGUAAACCUCCGUCGAACAAGAGGAGACGCGUCCGUGGCGGAGGUAACGCCGGUGUCUCGGCCGGGCGGACCGACACUGGUGUUAUUGCGCAGUACUUUGAGAAGCCAGGCGAAGUGGCCCAUCUCAUGGCCGAAGUCCAGAUCACGGAAGAAGAAGCCCAACAAAAGGACGACAUCAUCGCCGACCCACUAGACAACAUGGAAGAUUACUAUCAGCUGUACGAAAUGCAAGACCUAGUCGUGGUCCACGCCUACGACGGCGACCAAGACGAGCACGUCCUCGAGGAAGUCAAACCCCGAUAUAUCAUCAUGUACGAGCCAGACGCCUCCUUUAUUCGAAGGGUAGAAGUCUACCGCUCGUCACACAAUGACAGAAACGUCCGUGUCUACUUCAUGUACUACGGGGGCUCGGUCGAAGAACAGCGCUACCUUGCAUCAGUCCGUCGAGAAAAGGACUCGUUCACAAAACUUAUCAAGGAACGAGCAAGCAUGUCCCUCGUCAUGACGGUCGACCCUCACGGCAUCGAAGACCCGCAAGAAGCGUUCCUCCGCACAGUCAACACGCGAAUUGCAGGCGGCGGACGGCUCGCAGCGACAGCCCAACCGCCGCGCGUUGUAGUCGACGUUCGAGAAUUCCGCUCCUCCUUGCCAUCCCUCCUCCACGGCCGGUCCAUCGUCAUCGUGCCCUGCAUGCUCACAGUCGGCGACUACAUCCUCUCGCCCAACAUUUGCGUGGAGCGUAAAUCCAUCAGCGAUCUCAUCUCGUCCUUCAAGGACGGGCGUCUCUACACGCAGGCAGAAACCAUGUUCCAGCACUACAAGUCCCCGAUGCUGCUCAUCGAGUUCGAUCAGAACAAAUCCUUUACGCUGGAGCCCUUUGCCGACUUAUCAGGCAGCCUGAGCAGCGUGGCGCCCACAAACGUGUCGUCCGACUUGCAGUCAAAGCUCGUCCUGUUAACACUCGCCUUCCCCAAGCUCCGCAUCAUAUGGUCGUCAUCGCCCUACCAAACCGCCGAGAUAUUCGAGUCUCUCAAGGCGCAAGAGGAUGAACCGGACCCGAUUGCAGCGGUGCAAGCAGGCCUAGACAAGGACAUGAAGGCGGAAGACCAGGCGUUCAACCAGGAACCGCAAGAGAUGCUCACCAAAGUCCCUGGCGUCACGCCCAAGAAUAUCAAAACCCUCGUACUAGAAACAGAGAAUAUCAAAGAGGUGGCCAACAUGUCAGUGGGAGACCUGGAGCCCAUGGUUGGAAAAGUCGCCGGCAAGGCCAUACACGGAUUUUUCAACCGCAACGUCAUGGAAGAAGACGACUAG
Molecule: messenger RNA, 2829 nt
Organism: Metarhizium brunneum ARSEF 3297
Lineage: Eukaryota; Fungi; Ascomycota; Sordariomycetes; Hypocreales; Clavicipitaceae
Gene: rad16
Product: DNA repair protein rad16
Biological process (GO): nucleotide-excision repair involved in interstrand cross-link repair; resolution of meiotic recombination intermediates; double-strand break repair via single-strand annealing, removal of nonhomologous ends
Cellular component (GO): nucleotide-excision repair factor 1 complex
Molecular function (GO): single-stranded DNA binding; single-stranded DNA endonuclease activity; damaged DNA binding
Source: RefSeq, a predicted model, not a curated record